AUGUCGAACCCGUUCAUCGUAAAGCGAGAGGAACAAAAUGAAUAUGCUAGAUCUAUCUUCAGGGACAAUUUAAAGGGGUUGGACGCUUAUGCCAGGCAUAAGAAGUUUAUGAGAGAUUAUGUACAUUUCUACGGAAACCGCACAACUACGUCUACGGCGUACACAGUUUCGAAGACAGAGCUUGACAUUCUGAAGGAGAAUCACAAAUUUCUUCGAACAGCCGACGACGACGAGAAUAUGUCCUGGGAACAGCGGGUUGCAAAGAAAUAUUAUGAUAAAUUGUUUAAGGAAUAUUGUAUAGUGGAAUUAAAGUACUAUAAGCAGGACAGGAUUGCUUUGCGAUGGAGGAUUGAAAAAGAAGUUGUAUCGGGAAAAGGACAAUUUAUUUGUGCGUCAACGAGGUGUUCGGAAAGAGAACAUCUGCGCUCGUGGGAAAUUAAUUUCGCAUACGUUGAAGACGAUCAGAAAAAAAACGCUCUAGUAAAGAUUCGACUUUGUCCUUCCUGUUCUAACAAGCUUAACUAUGGAAAGAAGCACAAAGAAGUACAAAGCAAGUCGAAGGAUGUCAAGACGGAGAAACGGAGGAGAGAGGAAAAUGAAGACAAUAAUAAUGAUAAAGCAGAGAUAAAAAGAGAAUCAGAAGACGAAUCGAGUGCAACAAAUAAGGAAGGAAGUGGUAUGGACAAGAAACGAAAAUACACGCAUGAACUACCAGAUUCAAAAGAAGAGUCCUCUAAUAUAUGGAGCCAACCUAUAAUACCAGAGAUAGAAAAGACUACAUCAGAAGAGUAUGAUGAAUUUUUUGCAGGCUUAUUUGAGUAG
This is a messenger RNA of Paraglomus occultum, 822 nucleotides long. The record is from the annotation of a GenBank genome assembly. NCBI's taxonomy places the organism in Eukaryota, Fungi, Glomeromycota, Glomeromycetes, Paraglomerales, Paraglomeraceae.